CAACACAUGGAGAGAAACAGAAAUGUAGAGAGGGAGAGAGAGAGAGAGAGAGAUAAAAAAUCCGUAUCGCGGUUAUGCAAUCUUUUUGCGGCCGAGAGUCUCGUAUUGCAAAAUUGUAAUCCGCGAUCUCCAUCGAUCAAUCAUCGAAGAAAAAUAUCGCCGAUCAUCUGUUGUGUCGUGCCUUGUCAACUGUCAUUUAUAAAUAUAAAUAUCCGAUAAGAGAGAGAGAGACAGAGAAAGAAUGUUGAUUGUCUGUUGCGUCUCCAAAACAUUUUGUUAAAACUAAUUUCGUAGCAAUUAAAUGAUUUCUAUUGGAUUGUUUUCUUCUCGAUGCGUGUUUUUAUGUAGAGAGCAUCAUGUGUUUAUGAAUCAUAUAGCGAAAUGUGCGAUUAAAGUUGAAUUGGUCAACGAUAGUCUUACCGAGUUAAAGGGCGAAAUUGCUGGUCCACCAGAUACACCAUACGAAGGAGGUAAUUUUGUGCUCGAAAUAAAAGUUCCCGAGACAUAUCCAUUCAAUCCUCCCAAAGUGCGUUUUAUAACAAAAAUAUGGCAUCCUAAUAUAUCUUCUGUCACUGGUGCUAUUUGUUUGGACAUUUUGAAAGAUCAAUGGGCUGCUGCAAUGACUCUGCGUACGGUAUUACUGUCAUUACAAGCAUUAUUAUCUGCAGCAGAACCUGACGAUCCUCAAGAUGCAGUAGUUGCUAAACAAUAUAAAGAACAUCCCGAAAUGUUUCGUCAAACUGCUACACAUUGGACAUUUGUAUAUGCAGGUGGACCAGCAAAAAUGCCUGAUUUAGAUGAGAAAAUAAGAAGAUUAACAGAUAUGGGAAUCGAAGAACAUAAUGCGAGAGUUGCUCUAUCCUCAUAUAAUUGGGACUUAGAACGCGCUACCGAGCACUGCCUCUUCAGUUAGUGAUAACUGCAUAGCUAAUCUGUUACAUCCAAGCACCAUUCAUUUUGUCAUUAAGAAGUUCUUGUAAUAAUCAUUCGGAUAUUGAUAUUAUUAGUGAUUUGGCAAUUGGUAUUUUGCACCAACAGUGACAAUAUCUGAUUAAAAAAACAUCAUCAGGAAAGCUAUUCAAUAUCCA
Nylanderia fulva is the source of this 1088-nucleotide messenger RNA. It is a transcript of the gene Ubc4, whose product is annotated as ubiquitin conjugating enzyme 4. The record is from RefSeq and is a predicted model, not a curated record. Gene Ontology annotation, molecular function: protein binding. NCBI's taxonomy places the organism in Eukaryota, Metazoa, Arthropoda, Insecta, Hymenoptera, Formicidae.